This is a messenger RNA of Trichoplax adhaerens, 456 nucleotides long. RefSeq lists its product as uncharacterized. NCBI's taxonomy places the organism in Eukaryota, Metazoa, Placozoa, Uniplacotomia, Trichoplacea, Trichoplacidae. The record is from RefSeq and is a predicted model, not a curated record. The transcript has 2 exons. Bases 1 to 456 code for a protein of 151 amino acids.
AUGUAUGUCUACUUAAAAGAUGGCCAACAUUUACGUUAUAUUAGUCGAGUUAGCUUAGCAGAUGGUUGUUAUCCUUGUGUUCAUAAUGUCUUGCAUGAGCAUAAGGAAUUAGUUGAACCAGCAAUUUGGUUUAAGGUCUUGGUGCUGGAUUCCAUUUGUAUUGAUUGUUCCAAGCGUAUGUUCUACUGGACUACCGGCCAUAUCGGCAAGCAUGAUCUACGUUUAUGGACAACGGAAUAUGGCGAUAUGGAAUUUUAUGAUUAUGAUGAUGACUUUGAUGAGCUCUUUCUUCUAGCUCGCAAGUUAUUAACAGAAAAGAAUGCUAUCGCUGAUAAAGACUUGGCAGAAACACAGCAAGAGAGAAGGGACCAAAAUGUUCAUCUGAUGGCGUUGAAUACCAAUCAUUGUGUCCAAACUAGACGAUUACUUGGUCACAGUGCAAGCCAUGAUGGAUAG